CCAUCCAUAUCACCAAUUCAAAAAAAUUCCACCAGGGGCGACCCAAAGUGCCGACACCAAAAGGGUCCUUCUCUUUUUUUCUCUUUUCUUCUUUCCUCUUGCUUUUUCUAUUACCACCACCAAUAUCUAUACAGACAAAUCAUGGGUGAAUCGAGAACCGAGCUUCUUGCAUGGAUUAACGAUCUUUGCAAUUUGAAUUAUACCAAGAUUGAACACGCUGGCACUGGUGCCGCGUACUGCCAAAUUAUGGAUUCGAUUUUUGGCGAUGUCCAUAUGAACAAGGUCAAGUUUGACACCAAGCACGAGUAUGAAUAUGUUGGCAACUACAAGGUACUCCAACACACCUUCAACAAGCACAAAGUCGAUAAGGUGGUACCUGUAGACAAAUUGAUGAAGUGCAAGUUCCAGGACAAUCUAGAGUUCAUGCAAUGGAUCAAAAGAUACUGGGAUCAGAACUUCCCCGGUGGCGCCUACGAUCCAAUGGCGCGUCGUAAGGGCGGUCCACGAGGUCCUGGUGCAGCUUCUGCUAGCAGCGGCAUGCGUUCGACUGCUGGUGCACGUCGAACGGCUGGUGCAGGCUCAACUGUACGCAGUACGAGCCGCACUGCUACGGGUGGCCGUGUUUCAGCUGGCGGUGGAUCCGAUCAGUCGGCAUCAAUGAUUAUUGAGCUCAACAAACAGAUUUCAGAACUCAAAAUGACGGUGGAUGGUCUGGAAAAGGAGCGAGACUUUUACUUUGGCAAGUUGCGUGAUAUUGAAAUCUUAGUGCAGGAAGAGCUUGACGCCGCCGAGCAACAGCAGCCAGGCCAUGUUGAGCUGCCGAUCAUGAAGGAGAUCCAAGCGAUCUUGUAUAGCACAGAGGAGGGGUUUGAAGUUCCUCCAGAAGAUGAGAUACCAGGAGAUCAUAACGAUUAUGACGACGAGACCUUCUAAUACGAACAUAUAUACUCGCACACUAUUUUCUUUACCAAACCAAAGUAUACAUCAAUCAUCCCCCCACCAUUAUCCUCUCCAAAAGCAAAAAUUCAAAAGAAAUAAUUUGGGCUAACUAAUAGAUUACAAAUAGUCUUUUCUGUGAAAUUGCUAACUCGGGACA
Molecule: messenger RNA, 1096 nt
Organism: Zychaea mexicana
Lineage: Eukaryota; Fungi; Mucoromycota; Mucoromycetes; Mucorales; Lichtheimiaceae
Product: calponin domain-containing protein
Exons: 6
Coding region: 142-933 (263 amino acids)
Biological process (GO): protein localization to microtubule plus-end; spindle assembly; regulation of microtubule polymerization or depolymerization
Cellular component (GO): microtubule organizing center; microtubule plus-end; spindle midzone
Molecular function (GO): microtubule plus-end binding
Source: RefSeq, a predicted model, not a curated record